Molecule: messenger RNA, 1145 nt
Organism: Hyaloscypha bicolor E
Lineage: Eukaryota; Fungi; Ascomycota; Leotiomycetes; Helotiales; Hyaloscyphaceae
Exons: 1
Coding region: 72-1079 (335 amino acids)
Source: RefSeq, a predicted model, not a curated record
UACGUCCACGGCAAGCCCAUGCAAAUGUAGCGCGAGUGACAACUUUGCCCCAGCCAAGAUAUUCUGGACAUAUGUCUGGUGGAAUAAUUGAUCUUGAGAAGACGUACUUUGAUACCACGAGGAUCAUGGAGAGCGCUGCAGGAGAAACAAGCCUCACGGGGGUGAUCUUGAACGACGAAUUCGUGCUAGGGAUGCUACUUCGACACGACAACCACGCCGAUGUGUAUUCUGUAAGCGCCAUGUCUUCGCAAACAACAUUGCUUGAAGCACGAGCAUACUCCUUGGAGGCCCUUCCCGAGAAAGUACGGCGGUACCGACUGAGGAAUAUCAAGCGGUUGGCGAGUCGAACUGUGUUGGAGACUCGGUGGCACGGAAUGGUUGUCAUUGUAUACAAGGCAGGCGGCUGUGAGCGUAUUGAGGAUUCUGGGGACAGCGUACCCCUGGGACCGUUACCGCUCGAUGAGAAGCCGGGUGUGGUCGUCGCGAACAAGAAGCUUCAACAAAAGCCUAGUCGUCAACGGGAGAAGGCCAGAAUCCGGCAAUUUGAGCGGCGCAAAUCCAGUCGACAAAGGAAACGCCAAUCAAGGGCGGUUGAAGAUCAAGCAAGUACAGCUAUAGCGGUCGAGAAAGUAGCGACAGUGGAGGCAGAAAACGAGAUACGGCAAACAACGGCGAUUGAAUGUCCAGCAGGCACAUCUACGAAUGAUGAGAAAGCAUUGACGAAGGAAGUAGAUGAGGAGAACCCCAUCCAUACUCUAUUACAGCAUGCACAGAGUGAUCAGCCACCGACUCGUAGGCACCUUGCGGCUCGAUGUCGAAGAGCUCUGGAAAGAAUCUUCGAGAAUAAUGAGAAGGAGCAUGUGUUAGAGAUUAUGUAUCGAGAGGUAAAACGCCUACGGCUGGAGCAAAAGAAACCGCUAGGACUGGUAGACAGACGAGACUCUAGCGCUACGAUAAAAAUACCAGAGAAAACAUAUCGUGGUUGGAUCCGCCCAACUUCGGCUCAGGCUAGGAAUGAGAUUUUGGCUGGUAUUUGCGGUGGAGUAGAUUAUGUUAACAUGAGUUAUCCGGAUCCUUAGUGGGCCUGUCAUCAGCCUGCCCGGAGUAGAAAUAUAUGGAGAUACAAAAACGAGGAUAGAAGAAAC